Messenger RNA from Acytostelium subglobosum LB1, 612 nucleotides. RefSeq lists its product as hypothetical. Lineage: Eukaryota; Evosea; Eumycetozoa; Acytosteliales; Acytosteliaceae. The transcript is spliced from 2 exons. Gene Ontology annotation, cellular component: cytoplasm; membrane. The annotation marks the transcript as partial. The record is from RefSeq and is a predicted model, not a curated record.
AUGAGAUUGUUCUCAGUGUUGAAUCAGAGAUUAUGGCAACCCUAUCUAAGGGCCUUGGACUCAUACCCCCUCGUCACUAAAUCAUUGUCGACAGCCGCAUUGAUGGGCACUGGAGAUGUUAUAGCACAGAGAUUGGAAUAUCAUUAUAAGAGCCCAAGUGAAAGAAUGAAGACGAAGGGUUUCGAGGUGGAUGUGAGGAGAGCAUUGACAAUGACUGGAGUAGGUGCCUUCUUCUCAGGCCCCCUCCUGCACUUUUGGUACAAGCGUCUGGACAUUUUGGUUCGUGGCGAGGGCGCACUAGUAGUAGUCAAGAAGCUGGCAUUGGAUCAACUCGCAUUCGCACCUGUAGUGAUCUCUGCUUUCAUCGGUCUGAUGGGCACACUCAAUGGCAAGACACCCAGUCAAUGUAUACAGGCUAUUCAGAAUGAUCUGUUCUUUGCACUCAAGGCCAAUUGGACACUGUGGCCACUGGCCAACGCGAUCAACUUUGCACUCAUACCACCAUCACUCCGAGUACUCUACGUAUCCACAGUCAGUGUCUUUUGGAACAUCUUCUUAUCGAACCUUGGCAAUAAAAAGCAUGACGAGGGUUCAACUACAUCCUCGUCUUCU